CAAAAGUUACCAAACUAAAAACGCCAAAGAGGGCAGCACUAAAAUCUGUCAAUUGUCAAACAUCUGUCAUUUGUACGUUGACCAAGCGUUUGUGAAAAAUCGUGUUCGUUAUCUUUCUGUGAAAAAAAAAUAGAAAAAUGCCGGCUUUGGAAGCCAAUAAUCCGAAUCCUGACGAUCCUGGACCUAUAAAUCCAGUGGUGGGUAUUAUUUAUCCACCACCCGAGGUGAGAAAUAUCGUCGAUAAAACAGCCAGUUUUGUGGCGAGAAACGGCCCCGAAUUUGAGGCCCGAAUCCGACAGAACGAAUUGGGGAAUCCCAAAUUCAAUUUCCUGAAUCCCGGUGAUCCCUAUCAUGCGUAUUACCAGCACAAAGUCAACGAUUUUCGAGAGGGAAAAGGGCAAGAACCGACCCAAACCCUUCCUGCUGCCAUAUCGAAACUCUCAGUCACCGCAGCUGCGCAACAAAAACAACAGGAGAUUUUAAAACAAGUGGAACAACCUUUUGUUCCUAAAGAUCCUCCACCAGAAUUUGAAUUUAUCGCUGAUCCUCCAUCAAUUUCGGCGUUAGAUUUGGACAUUGUGAAGCUCACUGCACAAUUCGUGGCCCGUAAUGGGCGCCAAUUCUUAACUCAAUUAAUGAAUCGCGAACAGCGCAAUUUCCAAUUUGAUUUUCUUCGUCCUCAACACUCUUUAUUUCAAUAUUUUACCAAAUUAUUAGAACAGUAUACAAAAGUUUUGAUUCCGCCGAAAAGCAUGCAACAGAGACUUCGAGAUGAGGCUCGAAGUGCGAAAGCUGUCUUAGAACAGGUAAAAUACCGAGCGGAAUGGUUGCGCUACCAGGAGCAACAAAAAGCCAAACAGGAGGAGAUUUUGGAGAGGGAGAGAGUGGCUUAUGCCCAAAUUGAUUGGCAUGAUUUCGUCGUUGUCGAAACUGUUGAUUACCAACCCUUCGAAAUUGGUAAUUUUCCACCACCUACCACCCCCGAAGAAGUCGGUGCACGUUUACUCAUCCAGGAGCGCUUCGAAGAAGGUGAAGACAUCGAAAUGCAACUAGAAAGUGAUGAAGAGGAAGCACAAUCAGUCGAUGAAGGUUUAAGUACCAUGCAGGAUCGUACCGGUCAACGCAAAGAUGACAAUCGAGUCCAAGACAUGGAAGAAGAAAGUUCCGAUGAAGAAGGCGAUGAAAAACAAACAAAUCAACCCAGUAUCCAACCACCACUACCCCCAGUUCCUGAUAAAGUCGUCGUUAAGAAAUACGAUCCCAAGCAAGCUGUGAAAGUAACACGGCCUACUGUUGGUGAUGAUUAUCUCAUUUCGCCAAUCACCGGUGAGAAAAUUCCAGCGAGUAAAGUACAAGAACAUAUGAGGAUUGGCCUUCUUGAUCCUCGUUGGGUCGAACAAAGGGAUAAACAUGUGUCGGAAAAGUUGAAUCAAGAGACGGUUUAUGCUGGUGGUACCGCCAUUGAUGCCAGUUUGAAACUUUUAGCCGAACGUCGAACUGAUAUUUUCGGUGUUGGGGAUGAGGAAACAGCGAUUGGUAAAAAAAUCGGCGAGGAGGAUGUAAGAAAAGAUGAGAAAGUCACCUGGGAUGGGCAUACGUCAAGUGUUGAAGCGGCAACAAGGGCCGCAAGGGCUAACAUCACACUAGAGGAACAGAUUCAUCAAAUACAUAAAGUGAAAGGGCUACUACCUGAUGAAGAAAAAGAGAAAAUUGGACCGAAAAACGUACAAAGUAAAGCACAAGCUAAGGUUAGUGCUGCAGCUGCAGCUGCUGCUAUUAUCUCAGCGAAACCUCUCGCAAAUCCGAAUCCGCCGGUUAAAACCACACCGGUAUCAGCAGUUAUGCAAACACAAACUCAAACCAUCGUACAGGUUCCACAGCAAGCUACGAUGCUGCCACAGACGUCCAUUAUGAUGAUGCCAGCGCCACCUAUGGCACCCAUGCGCCCUCCACCACUCAUGAUGGCAGCGCCGCCUCCCAUGGCCGGGUUUGUGACCCCCAUGCCCCAGAUGCCCCCCAUGGGCGGGAUGCCGGUCAAGCAUCCGAGUGAGAGCCAACCGGAAGAGGAACCGACCAAUAAGAAAAUGCGAAAUGAAGAUUCCCUCAUCCCUGAAGAAGUUUUCUUAUCGCGCAAUCCGAAUCCUGUAUCUAUUAAAAUUGCAAUUCCGGUGGUUCCCGAAAAAGCCGAAUGGAAGUUAACCGGACAAAUGAUUUCAUUAAAUGUCCCACUUUCCGAAAGUGUUUCUUCAAUCAAAUCCAAGAUACAAGAAGAAACUAAUAUGCCACCAGCGAAACAAAAAUUAUUUUAUGAUGGCAUGUUUUUCAAGGAUUCAAACACUCUUGCUUACUAUAAUAUAAUCACGGGGGCUGUUAUACAAUUGCAAGUGAAGGAAAGAGGUGGUCGCAAAAAAUAAAAUGUAUUGAGUCAAUAAAACAAUUACGUAUUAUUAGCCAAUA
Molecule: messenger RNA, 2457 nt
Organism: Tribolium madens (black flour beetle)
Lineage: Eukaryota; Metazoa; Arthropoda; Insecta; Coleoptera; Tenebrionidae
Gene: Sf3a1
Product: splicing factor 3A subunit 1
Exons: 9
Coding region: 138-2414 (758 amino acids)
Biological process (GO): mRNA cis splicing, via spliceosome; regulation of alternative mRNA splicing, via spliceosome
Cellular component (GO): U2-type prespliceosome; catalytic step 2 spliceosome; U2 snRNP
Molecular function (GO): protein binding; RNA binding
Source: RefSeq, a predicted model, not a curated record